Molecule: messenger RNA, 3497 nt
Organism: Hippocampus zosterae (dwarf seahorse)
Lineage: Eukaryota; Metazoa; Chordata; Actinopteri; Syngnathiformes; Syngnathidae
Gene: ripor3
Product: RIPOR family member 3
Exons: 25
Coding region: 482-3403 (973 amino acids)
Source: RefSeq, a predicted model, not a curated record
AGGGGGAGAGCUGGAGGAAGUUGAAGCAAAAGGAAAGUAAACAAAGGAGGCAGGAAAAGGAGUAGCGGUUGGAAAAAAGCAGCAAGCGGUGCAGGCAAAAGUCGGGGACAGAAGCCAAGACGAAGCACGGAAAGAAAAGACAAGUGGCAGCAGUCAGACCAGGUAGACGAGAGAGAGCAAGUUGGAGAGAAGAGGAGCAGAGAGAGAGGGGGAGAGAGGGAUGAGGACGCAGAAAGGCAAAGGAGGUGGACGAUGGGAGUGGUGAGGAAAGCACAGCUGAAGCAAGAGCGAGAGUCCGAGUCACGUCGUCGUCCUGAACCGUCCGAAAAGUGCUAUCAGCAACUCACACACGCACGCAGCAUGUUUACGCCACACAGGGGGGAGCGCCCCAAUAGUCCAGGAUGGAACCUCUGAGCUAAGGAAGCCUUGGACUUGGAACUAACGUCUUUCCUAAAUUUGUCUUCUUCAUGCACACCACAAGAUGUCGGUCAAGCUGCGAUUUGACUCACCUUCGGAUGGAAAUCCAGUUCAUCGUAGUCGCUCCUUCACGGGGUUCGGCUCUGUGACGGGACGACGGCGGCCUUCCUCGGCUCGUAACUCGUUGCGCUCCAAUGCUGCGUCUGAAAGAAAAACUCCACGAGCUCCACUGUCUUCCAGAAGAGGAUUCGGAUCCAUCUGGUCCCUGCAGCCAGAGGAUGUGGACCGUGUUUUCCAGGCGCUACGCAAAGGUCUCAGGGAUCAUGUACAGCGCCACCAGACUGAGAUGGACUUUCUGUCUUCACGGCAGCGAGAAACCAAAAGGAACUCCAGACUGGGCUUUCAGUACGACCUUGACAAGGAGAUUCGUGUUCAGGAGAGGCUUAUCCGAAAGCUGGAAUUCCAAAUCAGCAAGGUGGACGAGCUCUACGAGAACUACUGCGUCCAGUGGCGUCUCUGCCAGGGAGCCGUCAACAUGAAGAGAGCCUUCUCCCUGGCGCCCUCCACCAGGGAGUCCAGAGAGAGCCUCCUGGAACUCGGACGCAACCACAGGCACAGCAUCCAGGACAUGUCAGCCAUGGAGGGAGAGCUCGAGGUCCUCCUGGGAGAACUUCACGUCAAGAUGAAAGGUCUCAUUGGCUUCGCCCGGCUAUGUCCUGGAGACCAGUAUGAGGUUGUACUACAGCUUGGCCAUCAGCGCUGGAGGAUUCGCGGCCGGAUUGAAAGCGACGAUGUCCAGUCUUGGGAUGAGGAGGAGAUGCUCUUCCUACCACACAUCAAGCACAACUUUGAGAUCAAGGUUUCAGAGGCCAAGGGUCUGGGCUGGCAGCUGGUGGGCACGGUGACCUGUGCCAGCGCACACUUCUUUGUGCCUACUCCCCAACUCAUGCUGGUGGACAUUACCCAACUGGGGACCAUCAAGCUACAGCUGGAGGUUACGUGGAAUCCGUUGGACAGUGGUGACAAGGUUGGACUUUUGUCGAGCAGCCGGCCGUCAGGGUGGAGCAGGAAGACUUCAGUGCAAAGUUGGACUGCACCCAGCACACCUUCCUUCUCAGAGAAGUACUUCCGGUCGAUGGUUCAGGAGUUGCAGGACGGAGGAGGAGCUUCAGUCCCACUCCGGAUGAGGAAAAGUGGGCGGGACAGGGGUGUGUCUUUAAUGAGCUAUCUGUCACACUCGUCCAUCACAUCCAGCCUCUCACAGGCCAAGACACCACCCAGCCUCUGCAGCAGCGUGGCAGGAAGUCACACUCAACUUUCCAUGGGCGAGGACGGAGAGGAAAGAGUGACCAGCAGGAGGAGGAGUAAUAUGGGUCAGGAGGAAGAGGAAGAGGAGAAGGGGGAGGCCUGGGGAGGAAUGUUUGCUUCUCCUUCUUCGCUUGUGGAUCUUCACAGGUCUAGCACCCCCGACAUCCUCAAAGACAACCAAGACAACCCAACAGGAGGUUCCACGGAGGGCAAGGAUGGUCGACCUAAUGGCGUCAGCAAGGAGCGCAAAGACGUAGCGGACCCCGCCCUGGAAUCCCCCGCUGCCUUGCUACCUUCUACCGCUGCCAAGGUGGAGGGGCUUAGGUCCGGGGGGGAGGCGCCCGGUGCCGGAGAGAGGCGGGCGCAAGCGCUGCGCCUGGGGGGGCUGCUGGCCGGACUAGAGAGAAACAUGCGGACGCCGCAGAACUGUGAGAGCCCACUGAGGGUCUUGAAGCAGCAGAUAGAACACCUCAACACCAUCCUGAGGAACGACCUGUCCCUGAUGAGACCAUCAUCAUCGGAUGACACCUUGGCCGUUGAGGAGGUUCUCUGCAGCUUUGACUUCCUGUCACAUGACGAUGACACUUCCUGUUUCGGCGGCGCUGAGGACCAACGGGAUUGCGAGGAUCAGCCGCCAGUCACCCCACUGACUUGUGGCCACUGGGGUCUAGACCAGGCUCUGGAGACGCACCUGGACACAUGCUGCAUCCUACUGGAGACGCUGCAGAGGAUCAACUUCAGUUCGACUCGUGAGGAUCUGCUUGAGGAUAUUUCUCAACAAGCGGACGUCCUGAACAGAAUCGGCUGCUUGCUGCUGGAGGACAAGGACAAUAUCUGCACUGAUGACUUGCUCCCAGAGAAUCAGAGGAGCAGGGAGGUUUUGCAAUUCUGGGCCGACUGCGUGCAAGACGCCGCUUCCUCUUCUCCAUUCUGUUGCCCCUCAGACAACUUUGUCAACGCACUCAGGAAACAGUACUCGCACAAAAUUAAAGCCAAAGUCAAAGCCAAGCGGCCUGGGCUCCCCGAAAGAGUGUUCCGCACACUGCUGGAGCAGGUGCAGUCGGCCUGCAGGGCGGCGCUAUGGCCUCCUCAGCCUCCGUGCUCUGCAGACAGAGUGAGCCUGUUCCAGCUGUCCAUUUACCUGAGACGAUGCAAUAUCCCGACGCUGGGCGAACACGUCGCCCGGCUAUCCAAGGAAGAGUACUUCCUGUCGGCCGUGAAGGGUCCCAAGCGCCGGGGCGCGCUCACCAGGAUGACGUCGCGGGGCGUGGCCCGCCUUCUUCCGCUGGGUUGCACGCUGCAGGCGAUGGCGGCACUCCUGACGGAUGCCGACCGCAAAGUGUGCCAGGCUGCCGCCCGCUGCCUGAAGCGGGCUUCUGUCUGCACCGCCUUCCGAGGCAGGGCACUUGUUUACUACACGGAGAGUUUGAGGAGCACCGACGUCGUCAUUCAGCGGAACUCUUGUUUGGCGCUCAAAUGCUUGGCGGCCACAGAGAGUGUGGACCACAUGGUUGAACUUCGCAGGUGUCCCGAUGAAGGUGUUCGAAAUGCAGCCAAGGAAGCGGUCCUCUCUUUCGGUAAAAAAGGCCACGCGGCCUUCCUGAGGAUGGAGCAGCUUGACUUGGAGAUGCAGGAGGACUUUUUUCAGAAUUUGGAGACCGAGAUCACUUUCCUAUAAGGGCAACUGAUGUUUUCUUUGAUUUUAUUUUCAUGGCUAACGCAUGGUGAUAACUUUUGAUACAUAUUUAAAAUAAUAAAAUCAGCUAAACGGA